This is a messenger RNA of Onthophagus taurus, 1611 nucleotides long. RefSeq names its product organic solute transporter alpha-like protein. The record is from RefSeq and is a predicted model, not a curated record. NCBI's taxonomy places the organism in Eukaryota, Metazoa, Arthropoda, Insecta, Coleoptera, Scarabaeidae.
ACAGUCUUAAAACGAACGUUGAGGUGUUGACACGCGAUUAAAAAAGAGAAAUCUAUUUCAAGUAUUCCAACGCAAACAAAUCAAAUUUUAAGUUUUUGUUGUGAGAAGUUUAAAAAGUGAUCGUUAGUCCCGCAUUAAUGUGGAUAAGAGUUUUUUAAUGCUUAUUAAAACCUUGAAUAUUUUCAACAAUGGAUAAUUUCGAAGAGAUAGAAGUAAUAACAGAAAAAAUUAGAAAGUUCGGUUUAAAUAAAAUGAUUUUAAUGAAUAAAACUUGCAAUAGCGAAGUUCCUUCAUCAUUUGAAUACUUAUCAGCAAUCAACGUUUAUGGUAUCACGUUGCUUUUCAUCGGAGGUUUGGCCGUUUUGUUAAUUCUUUAUACCUUCAUAGACACCUUAAAAUACAUCAUAGAACAUUCUUCGUCAAGAGUUAAAACGCAUUCGACCUUCGUCAUCGGCGUCUAUCCGGUCGUUGCUUUAUCAACGUUCUGCGCAAUAUUAGUACCUAGAGCCCAUUUACUUGCGGAAGCGAUGACCCAAGGAACUUUUAUGGUGGGAAUGUAUCAACUAUUUUGUCUUUUCGUGGCUUAUUGCGGUGGCGAAGCUGAAAUGAUUAAUCGAACGAAACCGGACGAAUUAAACUUAAAAGUCGGCCCGUGUUGCUGUUGUUGCUUAUUUCUACCUUCGAUAUCUAUAAAUAAAAACCGCAUAACGUACUUGAGGUUACUUGUUUUGCAACUACCAAUGGUACAAGGACUCGUUUAUGCCACUUUAUUAGUUUUAUGGGCAGAAAGAGAGAGUCUUUAUCAAGUUAAUUACAUGUACUUUCAACCAAUUAUUGUAUUGUCGAUAUUAAUCGGAAUUUGGAGCAUGACGAUUACUAUAAAUCUCUUAAAAAAUCGUUUGGUCGAUUAUAAUAUGCAAGGAAAAUUUUUUGUUCUUCAAAUGGUGCUGAUGUUUGCAAAAUUACAAGCUUUAAUAACGAAAAUUCCAGUUUGGACCGGGUUAUUACCGUGUAAUCCGCCAAUAACGCCAACGAUGUACGGAAAUUUGAUUCAUAACACGUUAAUGUUAGCCGAAAUGGUACUUUUGGGAUUUAUUGCGAGAAAAUUGUACAAGAAGAAACUACCUGAUUUGGAACCCAUCCAAAAUGGAUUUGUUAUAAAAACGAUCGGUGCGAUGGUUUUACAAGAAAGUAACAACAAUAAUAACAGUAACAGUCAACUUGAUAAUCCAAGUAAUACCAAUCCAAGUUUCCAAUAUUAAUUUAGAAAGAUCUUGUUAUAAAAGUGGAACUGACUUCAACUGUAAUAUUACGUGAACGAUAUAUCGUUUACAAUAUUGUAAUUUUAAGUUAUUUAUUGCAUAAAAUAUUUGUAAAUGUGAUUCAAAAGUAAAUCAACAAAUUUAAACCCCAAAUAGAAAAACUAAUUAUCUGUUGAGUACAGGUAAGAUAAUAAUAUUUAUUUACAUGUGAGAUACUCAAUUUUGAAACAGCUGCAAAUUAACAAACAAUGUAAAUUUACGUUCGGCUUUUACAUUCAAGUAUAUCGGUUAAUUAUAAUUUUAUUGACAAACAUUUAAUUGUUUAUUUUUACGAUUGGACAUGAUGGAA